Molecule: messenger RNA, 3110 nt
Organism: Teleopsis dalmanni
Lineage: Eukaryota; Metazoa; Arthropoda; Insecta; Diptera; Diopsidae
Gene: Vps53
Product: vacuolar protein sorting-associated protein 53 homolog
Exons: 7
Coding region: 186-2900 (904 amino acids)
Biological process (GO): retrograde transport, endosome to Golgi
Cellular component (GO): GARP complex
Source: RefSeq, a predicted model, not a curated record
AAAAAGUAUAGAUAAAAUAUUUUAAAUAUUUUAACAAACAGCUGUUUGUGAAGCUAUGUUUACUGUGUAAAACAAUGAAUGACACAACAAAAGGAACGCAAAAUAAACAUAUUUUGUUCAGUUGCUACUGCUUCGCGCAUAUUUUUAAGUAAUUAUAUAUAUAAUAUUAGUUAAUUAAUAACAAAAUGGAACAAGAACAAGAUAGUCGGAAAAGUAAUGGAUACAUGAGCAGUAAAAUUCACUUUUCAAAAGAAGUUAAAAAUGCCAUAGACAAAGUAUUGAAAUCUGAUGAUCCUAUGGACUCAACAGAUUUUAACACAGUGGAUUACAUUAAUCAAUUGUUUCCGAAUGAGCAAUCUCUCGUCGGCAUCGACGACACCAUUCAACGCAUGCAAUGUGAAGUGACAUUAAUUGAUGAAAACAUACGCUCCGUUGUACGCGGACAAACAAAUACCGGACAAGAUGGUCAAAUGGCACUUAAUGAAGCACAGAAAGUUAUAACCUCGCUGUAUGAACAUAUACUUGAUGUAAAAUCACGCGCUGAACGCACUGAAGAAAUGGUCAAGGAAAUAACAAGAGAUAUAAAGCAAUUGGAUUGUGCUAAGCGAAAUCUCACGUCAGCGAUCACAGCACUUAAACGUCUACAUAUGUUAGUCGGUGGAAUCGAAAGUUUAAAUAUGUUUAUAGAAAAGCGUUCAUAUGGCGAAAUAUUAAAUCCACUGCAAGCUAUUAGCGAAGUGAAUCAACAUUUUCAGCAAUAUUCAGAAAUUGAUGAAAUUAAGAAUCUCUCGCAAAACGUUGAAAAAAUUCAAAUCAAAUUAGCUAAACAAAUCUCAGAAGACUUUAAAGAUGCUUUUUCGGCUAAGUUAAACUCUAAAGACAGCAAUGGACAAUCACGAUUAAGUUUAAAUCAAUUAAGUGAAGCAUGUAAAGUUAUUUCUGUGCUGGAGCCAAGAGUUAAAAAGGAUUUGUUGAAGUGGUUCAUAGCGCAACAACUUGAGGAAUACGUGCAACUUUUUCAUGAAAACCAAGAUAUAGCGUGGUUAGAUAAAAUCGAUAAACGAUAUGCAUGGCUUAAAAGACAUUUGCUUGAUUUUGAAGAUAAAUUCGGUGAUGUGUUUCCAUUGGAUUGGGAAGUUUCUGAGCGCAUAACAGUGGAAUUUUGUCGUCUAACACGUCAGCAGUUAUCGCAAAUAAUGGCUAAACGGGUUUCUGAAAUUGAUGUGCGAUUGUUAUUAUUUGCCAUUAAUAAGACCCAAGCCUUUGAACAGUUGCUUUCUAAGCGUUUCACUGGUGUUACUCUUGGUUUUGCAAUCACCGAUAAAACGGCUUCAUAUACUGAAAAUAAUGCGGAUCUUAAUAAUACUGCGUUACCCUGUGUAUUCCAGGAUCAAAUUGGCAGUUGUUUUAAAUCACAUUUAGGAAUUUAUAUAAAGAGUAUUGAUCGUAAUUUAACUGAAUUAAUGGAAAAGUUUGUAGAACAAACAAAAGAACCAUUUAAAAUAGCUGAAGCUAAAACAACAGUUUAUCCAAGCUCUGCAGACCUGUUUGUGUUUUAUAAAAAAUGUAUGGUGCAGUGCAAUCAGUUAAGUAAUGAUCAACCAAUGUAUGACUUGGCCUUGGUUUUCAAAAAGUAUCUACGUGAAUACGCCGUUAAGGUUCUAGAAUUUAGCACACCAAAAAUUUUAACAAAUUCUACUUCCAUAGGCAAAAGUAUGUCGUUGUUAACACGUGAUAUGCAAAAUCUUUCUAGUGCAGCUGGCCAAGUAUUUCAAAAUUUGUUAAAGGAGGGCGAUACACAACGCUUUUCGAAGGACGAAUUGAUACGUAUUUGUUGCGUACUGACUACAGCUGAAUAUUGUCUUGAAACAGUACAACAGCUAGAGGACAAAUUAAAAGAAAAAGUUACAUUAGCGUAUGUGAAUAAAAUUGACAUGUCAGAGGAGAAGGAUGUAUUUCAUCGAAUAAUAUCGAGUUGUAUACAAUUACUUGUGCAAGAUCUUGAAGCUGGUUGUGAAGCAUCUUUGCAAGCCAUGUCGAAGAUUCAGUGGCAAAGUAUAAGUAAUGUGGGCGAUCAAAGUGCUUUUAUUAGUACUAUAUGCAGUAAUUUCAAGCAUACAGUACCCGUAAUACGUGAUACGUUGGCGACAUCUCGAAAGUAUUUUACGCAAUUCUGUCAUAAAUUUGUCAAUACGUUCAUACCAAAAUUUAUUAAUGUGCUAUAUAAAUGCAAAUUAACGCUGUCGGAUGGUUCAAAUAAUGUGUUAGGUUGCGAACAGUUACUAUUGGACACGCAUAGUCUUAAAACGGCAUUACUUGAUCUGCCAUCGAUUGGAUCGAGCGUUAAUCGAAAAGCUCCAACGAGUUUUACUAAAGUUGUUAUUAAGGAUAUGACACGUGCUGAGAUGAUAAUUAAAGUUGUUAUGACACCAGUUCAACCACCAGCACAUUUUACACAGCAAGUUUUAAAGUUAUUGCCAGAUAUAACAAUAUCGGAAUAUCAAAAAAUAUUAGACAUGAAAGCUGUUAAGCGUGUAGAUCAAUUACAAUUAAUUGAUUUAUUCAAGCAUACAGCAUCAACGGCAGCUAUUGCAGGCUUAUCGGAUGAUGUAGAGUCUGUACAGGAAUUAUUAACCUCACCGAAUGUGUCUGAAAGCAGUUCAAAUAUAGAAGUUACACUAAACCUGUCUUCAGAAUCAUCUGAUGUGACUUCAGGCAAUAGUAACGGCAAUCAGUCUACAGCAAGUACAGUUCCAAUAUCUACACCUAAACGUAAUUUCAUCUUCAGUGUCGGCAACUUUACUGGAAGUAGUAACAGUAACACUGAUGGUUCUUCAAGUAUGAAUGAUCGUGGCCGUAUACGAAAAUUAGAGAAUCUUAUUAAAAAACGUCUACCAUAAUGAACAGCAUAUAGUACAUAAAGAUCGUUUAACAUUCCAACCAUAUUUUGGCUUUCAACCGGAAAAAAGGCAAAAAGAAAAUACAAAAAUAAAUAUUUAUAUAAAUUUAGUAUGAGUCAUAGUAUUUAUAUGUUAAUGUGCAAUCAAAUAUUUAUACUUUAGCAACUUAAGCAAUUUUAGCAUCUAACACAAAUCAAAAUUAAUACCUUU